GACUGUAUAACUGCAACGUAUUUUGAGUUUUUAUACUUAUAGAUGUUUGUUAGACUGUUUUUUAACAAAGUAACUAGUUUUAAUGCAAAUAGUAUUAAAAAAAAUGUGAUAAACACCAAAUGGAAAAUUUGGUUCAAACCUCAACUCACAAAAUUUCGACAACUUUCUGAAAAAUCUGGAGAACUCCCAAAAGCUUUUCUGUUGUACCACUACAAAGACUUCCCUAUCAACUAUGCACGAGCUUCAGUUGUUGCAGGGGUAACAAGCUUUUUAACAUGUGCAGCCAUGGUCAGUGAGAUGCACAAAUACCCUGAUGAUGUACAAAGCGAAAUUGACGAUCGAAAAGUAAAAGGUCCAUUCAAUAUAUAUGGUGGUGCUAAUGCUUACAUACUGCCUCCAGUUUGCAUCUUACUGUCUAUUGGCCUCUGGUAUGGUGUAUCAAGAAUAUGUACCAGCCUUCUGAAGAAAGUUUUGGUUUCCACAGACAGAAAAGUAGUGACACUAGUUACUUAUAGUCUCUUAAGAAAAGAACAUGCAUUUUCUGUACCUGCCCGGCUGGUUACUUUAAAAGGCGAAAGGCAAGUGGCAGUCAACGCUCCUGGAAGAAAUUCAAAACACUGGAUAUCCGUAGAAGGCACAAUUACUAACAAAGCUUUAUUUGAAUCUGUAAUGGGUGUUUACAAAGGUCCCAAAAUUGAUAUUUAAACCAAAUUGGCAGUUAUUUUAUUUGUUUUUUUUUGUAAAUCCACCAAUAAUUUUAUUUGACAUCUAUUCUGGCAACAAUGUGAUAUGGAAUUUUUAUUAAAUUGUGGUAUCAAAAACUACUAAAUAGGACAACCAUUUUAGGUUGAAUCU
Messenger RNA from Ciona intestinalis (vase tunicate), 855 nucleotides. RefSeq lists its product as uncharacterized. The record is from RefSeq and is a predicted model, not a curated record. Lineage: Eukaryota; Metazoa; Chordata; Ascidiacea; Phlebobranchia; Cionidae.